AUGAAACCAUCAUCAAGAAGAAAACAGCCAGCUCGUGUAAGCGUAUCUAUACCACGAGUCCCCUUCUUUUCUGCCGCCAUCGCGUAUGUCGUGGUCCUCUGCAUACCGGAGGCCGCCCCCUUUGUCGUUCCAAGGCCGGCUAUCCCGCCACUACUCGUUCCGCAAGUCACACCUGUUCGUGUCACGCGUGCCUCCGCUUCCACGCCUUUCUCCUCGAGCAUGCGGCGACAGGCGCACACGGUUUAUUCCCCGCCCGGCUGGGACCGGGAAAUGUAUCGGCCCCCUGACGACGUGCUCUUCGAAUGGCAAGAGCUGGUGUGCUGCCUCAAAUUCAUGGAGGAGAAGGAGGUUAACGCCGGAAUGCUGGCACCAGAGACCCGGGACAUGAUGAUUGAGUACGCCGACGCGCUUAUAGCGGGGGGCUCGCCUGUCCGGACUCUGGAGGGGUUGGCUGAGGCGAUGAUGGGGAGGUGGAAGCUGGCCUUCACCACCGAGGAGAGGUAUAAGAUCCUGCCUCCCGGCACCCGGGUGUACUACCACAUACACCGUGACGGCCGUCUGGAAAAUGUCAUGAAAUUCAAAGACAAGUACUGGGACAGCCUAAUCUCCUCGGCCACCUACAACCUGACGCCGCAGGGGCGCCUCCUCUUCGAGUUCUCCUCGAAUCGGGUCCACAUCAACAACCCCUUUCAGGCACGCGCGCAAUGGAAGAUUCCUUUGCCUCCUAACGUCGGGAACACGGGCUCGGCCUUUGCGGACGUGAGCUACAUGGACGGGGUCCUGUGGAUCGAGAAGAUCCGGGAUCCUGGAACGGAGCAGGUCUUCGUGACCAUCUACGAGUACCAGGGGCCGAUCGAAGGGGAGGAGCGGACGCCUUCGCCCUCCCUCUCCCUUUCCUCCCCGCCUUCCUCGUCCUCUGCGUCCUCCGCCGGCUCUCUAAUAGCCUUUCUGGAGGGUCUGGAGAAGGAAGAGCAGGAGGAGCUCGCCGAGGAGAGGCGGAACGAGGGGGAGAGGGAGGGGGAGACCUCUCCUCCUCCCGCUGACCCCUCGGCCUCUGGCGACCCUAGUGUGGCUCCCUCCUCCCCCCCUCCCUCCCCCUCCUCUUCUUCCUCCUCCCCUUCCUCCCGAGUGUCUGCUUGA
Molecule: messenger RNA, 1140 nt
Organism: Nannochloropsis gaditana CCMP526
Exons: 1
Coding region: 1-1140 (379 amino acids)
Source: RefSeq, a predicted model, not a curated record